Molecule: messenger RNA, 1876 nt
Organism: Paramuricea clavata
Lineage: Eukaryota; Metazoa; Cnidaria; Anthozoa; Malacalcyonacea; Plexauridae
Source: the annotation of a GenBank genome assembly
AUGGGCCAAUCAGAUUCAAAACAUGCAGAAAAACACGUAGAUCAACACCAAGAAGCGAAAUCAUGCAUUCCCUUAGGAGAUGAUUGUAUAUUGAACAAUCAGUUUCAAACGGCUAUUCAAUACUUUCAGAAAGCCGUGAAAAUUGCACAAGAACGUGGAGAUAAAGAAGACGAAACAAAUGCGUAUAUUGGGUUAGGAAGUGCUUAUAGAUCGAACAAUCAAUUUCAAACGGCUAUUCAAUACUUUCAGAAAGCCUUGGAAAUUGCACAAGAACGUGGACAUAAAGGAAGCGAAACAAUUGCGUACAUUGAGUUAGGAGAAGCUUAUAGAUUCAACAAUCAGCUUCAAACGGCUAUUCAAUCCUAUGAAAAAGCCUUGGAUAUUGCACAAGAACGUGGUGAUAAAGAAGACGAAACAAAUGUGUAUAUUGGGUUGGGACGUGCUUAUACAUUGAACAAUCAGUUUCAAAAGGCUAUUCAAUACUUUCAAAAAACCUUGGAAAUGGCACAAGAACGUGGAGAUAAAGAAGGCGAAACAAAUGCGUAUAUUGGGUUAGGAGAAGCUUGUAGAUUGAACAAUCAGUUCCAAACGGCUAUUCAAUACUUUCAGAAAGCCUUGGAAAUUGCACAAGAACGUGGACAUAAUGGAAGCGAAACAAUUGCGUACAUUGAUUUAGGAAUGCUUAUAGAUUCAACAAUCAGCUUCAAGCGGCUAUUCAAUACUUUCAGAAAGCCUUGGAAAUUGCACAAGAGCGUGGAGAUAAACAAAACGAAACAAAUGCGUACAUUGGGUUAGGACGUGCUUAUAGAUUGAACAAUCAGUUUGAAACGACUAUUCAAUACUUUCAAAAAGCCUUGGAAAUUGCACAAGAAUGUGGAGAUAAACAAAACGAAACAAAUGUGUACAUUGGGUUAGGACGUUCUUUUAGAUUUAACAAUCAGUUUCAAACCGCUUUUCAAUACUUUCAGAAAGCCUUGGAAAUUGCACAAGAACGUGGAGAUAAAGGAUACAAAACAAUUGCGUACAUUGGGUUAGGAGAUGCUUAUAGAUUCAACAAUCAGCUUCAAACGGCUAUUCAAUCCUAUGAUAGAUUUAACAAUCAGUUUCAAACCGCUUUUCAAUACUUUCAGAAAGCCUUGGAAAUUGCACAAGAACGUGGAGAUAAAGGAUACAAAACAAUUGCGUACAUUGGGUUAGGAGAUGCUUAUAGAUUCAACAAUCAGCUUCAAACGGCUAUUCAAUCCUAUGAAAAAGCCUCGGAAAUUGCACAAGAACGUGGUGAUAAAGAAGGCGAAACAAAUGCGUAUAUUGAGCAAGGACGUGCUUAUCGAUUGUAUACAAUCAGUUUCAAACGGCUAUUCAAUACUUUGAGAAAGCCUUGGAAAUUGCACAAGAACGUGGAGAUAAACAAAACGAAACAAAUGCGUACAUUGGGUUAGGAGAUGCUUAUAGAUUCGACAAUCAGCUUCAAACGGCUAUUCAAUCCUAUGAAAAAGCCUUGGAAAUUGCACAAGAACGUGGAGAUAAACAAAACGAAACAAAUGCGUACAUUGGAUUAGGAGAUGCUUAUAGAUUCAACAAUCAGCUUGAGACUGCUAUUCAAUACAUCCAAAAAGCCUUGGAAAUUGCACAAGAACGUGGAGAUAAACAAAACGAAACAAAUGCGUAUGUUGGGUUAGGACGUGCUUAUAGAUUGAACAAUCAAUUUCAAACCGCGAUUCAAUACUUUCAGAAAGCCUUGGAAAUUGCACAAGAACGUGGAGAUAAACAAAACGAACCCAAUGUUUACAUUGGCUUAGGAGAUGCUUAUAGAUUGAACAAUCAGUUUCAAAUGGCUAUUCAAGGUGGUCAUUCCCCUUCAAAACGUGAAUUUUGA